CUCUGGGCUGGGCUUGGUUUACAUAUUUUAAUCCGCACCCGGCGCUGCAUCCCUUCCCUCUUCUCUCUCAUUCAUUCGCAACCUCAUUCCUCCCCCUCCCUCCUCCCCCAUACCCUAUACAUAUCCCACUACUAGAUAUACACUAUGCGAUCCUCAUUGAUCCUCUCCGCGGCCAUUGCCGUCCUCUCCUCGUCCUUAGUCCUCCACUCAGAGGCCCAGCAGCUGUGCAAUGGCUACGCGGAUUUGUGUGCAAAGACAUACGAGCAGGUCGCAUACGCUACCACCCACAACGCAUACGCCUACACCCCUGCCGGUGCACUAGCACUCAACCAGAACAACGACAUUCCAACGCAAUUGAAUGACGGCGUCAGGGCACUCAUGCUCGAUGCCUACGACACCCCAAGCAACAACGCAAACGAUAUCGAGCUCUGCCAUACUUCCUGUAACUUGCUCGACGCAGGUACACUUUCCAAGACCCUCGGGCAGAUCAAGACAUUCAUGGAUGCUAAUCCUAACGAGGUUAUCACUAUCUUCUGGGAAAAUGCUGGCAACUUGACGCCUGCACACUUUCAGACGGUUUAUCAAGCAGCCGGAAUGAGUAAUUACCUUUACACACAGCAAGAGAGCGCAGCAGCAUGGCCUACAUUAGCGACCAUGAUCUCGAGCGGCAAACGCCUUGUCAACUUUGUGGACUCUGGAGCUGAUGCCAGUGUGCCAUGGCUGAUGGCAGAGUACGACUUUGUCUUUGAGACCCCAUGGCAGAUUUCCAAGGGCGCCGCUUACCCAUGCACUGUCGACCGUCCUAAGGAUCAGCGGAAGCCGAUGUAUGUCCUGAAUCACUUCAUCUCUGGAAACCUCACUGUGGACGGUCAGCAAAUUAGCAUCCCACAGCCAGGACUUGCUAGCCAAACCAACGGAGCUGACUUGGUCAGCCACGUCAACGACUGCAAGACAACCUUUAACCAGAUGCCCAACUUCCUAGCUGUCGACUUUUACGAUAAUGGCACUGUCUUCCAAACCCUGGCUUCGGUGAACGGCGUUCAAUGGGACGGCAAGUUGCCCACGCAACAUAAAUCAGGAUCAACUUCUGGAAACGGGGCCGCCUCUGCAAUGAGCGGUGUGGGCGCCGUGUCCAUCGGAAUGGUCGCUUUGACGACAGUAUUGGGCUUUUUGGCUCUUUAAAUCGGAUUGCCUCUCCACCUGUAUUUAUUUCAUCAUAAAAAAAGACCCACUGUAGACUUUAAAAUAAAAUCGAUAUUCAAAAAUGGUAGACGCCAGGAUAGGUU
This is a messenger RNA of Gamsiella multidivaricata, 1286 nucleotides long. Its product is annotated as PLC-like phosphodiesterase. The transcript is spliced from 6 exons. The coding region runs from base 145 to 1182 and encodes 345 amino acids. NCBI's taxonomy places the organism in Eukaryota, Fungi, Mortierellomycota, Mortierellomycetes, Mortierellales, Mortierellaceae. The record is from RefSeq and is a predicted model, not a curated record. Gene Ontology annotation, biological process: lipid metabolic process. Gene Ontology annotation, molecular function: phosphoric diester hydrolase activity.